AUCCGUCGAAAACAGCAAAAACACAUCGCUGCUAACGGAUUGCGCAACGUCGCCCGUUCAACAUGUAUUUUCUCACAUCGUAGUGACAUGAGGGCGACAUGGGUGCCAAGGAGUCAAGGAUAGGUUUCCUUUCGUAUGAAGAGGCCGUUAAAAGAGUGACUGAUGUGGAGUUGAAGCGGCUGAAGGAUGCCUUUAAGAGGACCAGCGGCCUGUCCUUCUACAUGGCCCAACAGUGCUUCUACAGAGAAGUACUGGGAGAUGGGAUCCCUCCGAAGGUUGCAGAGGUGAUCUACAACUCGUUUGGAGGUACCUUUAAAGGACUGCACUUCAACAACCUCAUCAUUGGCCUGGUGCUGCUGACCAGAGGACGAGAUGGGGAGAAGGCCAAGUACCUCUUCAGCCUGUUUGCCAGUGAGUCGGGUGGCUAUGCGGCGCGGGAUGACAUGGAGGCCGUGCUACGGGCGGUGGACGGGGAAGUCCCGCCCUCUCUCAGGAAGUGCUUCAGCGAGGGGGAGAAAGUCAACUAUGAGCGCUUUAAGAGCUGGCUCCUUCAGAACACGGAGGCGUUCACCUUCUCCCGUUGGCUGCUCUCCGGAGGCGUGUGUGUCACCCUCACAGACGACAGCGACACGCCCACCUUCUACCAGACUCUGGCCGGAGUCACACACUUAGAAGAGUCUGAUAUCAUUGACUUGGAGAAGCGCUAUUGGCUGCUGAAAGCCCAGUCCAGGACCGGACGCUUUGACUUGGAGACCUUUGUCCCGCUGGUCUCUCCUCCUAUUCGCGCUUCGCUAAGUGAAGGUUUGUUUCAUGCCUUUGAUGAGAACCGGGACAAUCACAUCGACUUUAAGGAGAUCUCCUGUGGCCUGUCUGCCUGUUGCCGGGGGCCCGUCGCCGAGAGGCAGAAAUUUUGUUUCAAAGUGUUUGAUGUGGACCGGGACGGGGUUCUGUCUCGAGACGAAAUCCAUGAAAUGGUGGUCGCACUCCUGGAGGUGUGGAAAGACAAUCGCACACACACACUCCCUGAGCUGCUCACCAACGUGUCGGACAUAGUGGAGGGAAUCCUGAAGAUGCACGACACGACAAAGCUGGGUCACCUGACCCUAGAGGACUACCAAAUAUGGAGUGUGAAGAGCGCUUUGGCCAACGAGUUCCUCAACCUGCUGUUCCAGGUGUCCCACAUUGUCCUGGGCCUUCGGCCUGCUACUCCUGAAGAGGAGGGACAAAUCAUCAGGGGGUGGCUGGACAGAGAGGCCAGACGUGGGCUUCAGCCUGGUGAGAACAGGUUCCUCAUCUCCAGCCAGUGGUGGACGCUCUGGAAGGACCAUGUCAGAUAUGACCACAAGUCCAUCCUGAUGGAUCAGCCCUCUGUCCUCUCCUCUCUGAGGAAUCCUCAGGCCUCUGCCACCGUCGAGCCUGCCCCCCUGGAGCCAGGGGUAGGUGAAGGUCUGGGGGUCCCCAGCCCAGCCAGCCCCACAGAGGAGAGGUCUCCUGAUGCUGUGUUCAGCGUCUCUGAAGCCACAGAGACACAAAGCACAGUGGUGACCCCCCAGGCCGGCCCCUCAGCCACAGAGACCUCUUUUGCCCGGCAACACCACGUGUCAGACAACAACCAGUGUUUCUCGGGGGACAACGGCCACAUCCCCUCCCUCUCUCAGUCCCAUCUGGCAGCUCAGAGGCCUGGAGCCAUCGACAACACGCCCCUGGUCAACACAGACCCCAUGAAGGCCCCCUCAUUGACCAUGGAGGGAGGCCGGCUGAACCAAUCCUUACAGCUGGUGGCGGGCAAGGACUUUGAGACGGUGCCAGAGCCGGUGUGGAGGGCGCUGUUCCACUGGUAUGGAGCCAACCUCAGCCUGCCACGACCGGUGAUCCAGCAGACGAAAACAGGCCGUGCUGAGCUGGAGCUCUUCCCACGCUACCUCCUCUUCCUGCGGCAGCAGCCCGCCACACGCACCCCCCAGUCCAACAUCUGGGUUAACAUGGGUAUGACCAGCCUGAGAAUGUUCCCCCAGCAUCUCCCCAGAGGGAACGUGCCCUCCCCCAACGCUCCUCUGAAGCGUGUCCUGGCCUAUACAGGCUGUUUCAGCCGCGUGGGCACCAUCAAGGACAUCCACCUGUACCUGUCUCGGAGGCUACGCAUCAAAGACGAGGACAUGAGGCUGUGGCUCUACAACAGCGAGAACUAUCUGACCCUGCUGGAUGACGAGGACCACACUCUGGAGGGCCUGAAGAUCCAGGACGAGCAGCACUUAGUUAUCGAAGUUCGGAACAAAGACAUGAGCUGGCCAGAAGAGAUGUCCUUCAUCGCUAACAGCAGUACAAUGGACCGACAUAAAGUUGCUACGGAGAAGGGUGCCACGGGCCUCAGUAACCUAGGCAACACGUGCUUUAUGAACUCUAGUAUCCAGUGUGUGAGCAACACCACGCCUCUGACUGACUACUUCAUCUCAGGAAGACACCUCUAUGAACUCAACAGAACCAACCCCAUCGGGAUGCGAGGUCACAUGGCUAAAUGCUACGGAGACCUGCUGAUGGAGCUGUGGAGUGGAACACAGAGGAACGUUGCUCCUCUCAAACUCCGGUGGACGAUAGCGAAGUACGCCCCGCGGUUCAACGGCUUCCAGCAGCAGGACAGUCAGGAGCUCCUGGCCUUCCUAUUGGACGGGCUCCAUGAGGACCUGAACAGGGUGCAUGAGAAACCCUACGUAGAGCUGAAGGACAGCAACGGACGACCCGACUGGGAGGUCGCAUCAGAGGCGUGGGAGAACCACUUGCUGAGGAACCGUUCCAUCGUGGUGGAUCUGUUCCACGGCCAGCUCAAGUCCCAGGUCAAGUGUAAGACGUGUGGUCACAUCAGCGCCCGCUUCGACCCCUUCAACUUCCUGUCUUUACCCCUCCCCAUGGACAGCUCCAUGCACCUGGAGAUCACUGUCAUUAUGCUGGAUGGUUCUACCCCUGUACGGUUCGGCCUGAGGCUCAACAUGGAUGACAAGUACACCGGCCUGAAGAAACAGCUGAGUGAACUGUGUAGUCUGAAACCAGAACAGAUACUACUGGCUGAGGUCCACACCUCCAACAUCAAGAACUUCCCUCAGGAUAACGAGAAGGUGCGUCUGUCGGGGAACGGCUUCCUGUGCGCGUUUGAGAUCCCUGUCCCAGGCUCCCCCACCUCCCUCACCUCCCUCUCCUCUCCAACACAGACAGACAUCACCCCUGUGCCCGUGGCUAAUGGGGUGGCGGUGACAGCGGAAGGGCAUCCUGCCGGUAAGCCUGGUCUGAUCCCCAUCGGCAUGCCCAGCGCUGUGGUGCCCUGCAGAGAGGCCACGCAGAGAGCCCUGGUCAACGGACACGUGCCCCCCGUCCAGGACAGCCCCUUCAUUGGGUACAUCAUUGCCAUGCACAGAAAGAUGAUCCGGACGGAGUUGUAUUUCCUGUCCAGUCAGAAGAACCGUGCCAGUCUGUUUGGGAUGCCUCUGAUCGUUCCCUGUACGGUUCACACCAGUCAGAAGGACCUGUACGAUGCUGUCUGGAUACAGGUGGCCCGUCUGGCCAGCCCUCUGCCCCCGCAGGAGGCCAGCAACCAUGCACAGGACUGUGAUGACAGUAUGGGCUACCAGUACCCCUUCACACUGAGAGUGGUGGGGAAGGAUGGCAGCUCGUGUGCCUGGUGUCCCUGGUACAGGUUCUGUCGAGGCUGUGCGGUGGACUGUACGGAGGACAGGGCCUCGGUAGAAAACGCCUACAUAGCUGUCGACUGGGAUCCUACGGCCCUACACCUCCGUUACCAGACCUCACAGGAGAGGAUAGUAGAGGAGCACUGUAGUGUGCAGCAGAGUCGCAGGGCCCAGGCUGAGCCCGUCAGUCUAGACAGUUGUCUGAAGGCCUUCACCAGUGAGGAGGAGCUGGGAGAGGAUGAGCUCUACUACUGCUCCAAGUGCAAGACCCACCGCCUGGCCACUAAGAAACUGGACCUGUGGAGACUGCCGCCUAUACUGAUAGUACACCUGAAGAGGUUCCAGUUUGUGAACGGCCGCUGGAUCAAGUCUCAGAAGAUCGUCCAGUUUCCCAGAGAGAGUUUUGACCCUAGUGUUUACCUGGCUCCCCGGGAGGCGGGGCUUAACGGGCUACACGGUCUGCAGAGCCGCAGCGAGGGGGAGGAGCUACUAAGGAUAAGAGGAGAAGAAACGGUAUCCUCCAUCUCCGCCCCUGCUGGGUUCCUCAACAUCCUCAAAGCCUCUCCAGCGUCAGGCAGGAAGUCAGCCCCUCCCUCCUUCAUCAGCCGUACCAGCAGCCCCUGCAGCAGCCCUAAGACAGGAGGAGGCAGUCCAGGGGGCACGGGCCACAGACAGACCCGCCUCAGGCUCCCUCAGCUGGCCAGCCGGCACCGCCUCUCCAACAGCAAGGAGAACCUGGAGGGUAGUACCAGGGAGAGGGGAAGCGGCCCUGACACAGAGCCCAGGAAGGGAGCACCGCAGGCGGACACGGAGGGUGGGCUCGUGGGGGUGAUGAGUGGAGGUUUUGGGGAGGUCGGGGUGAGGAGCGGGCCAGAGAUGUCCACCACAGAUGCGUCCAGCUGCCUCAGUAAUGUCAUCGUGAUGAACGGGGACAGCGGUGGCCAUUGCAACGAGGUACUAAGCGCGGAGGCCAGUACGGAGCCCAGCACGGACCUAGAGACCACUGCAACAGCCCAGCUGCACCAAAGAGACAACAGCCUGGAGAACAUCUACAACUUAUAUGCAAUUUCAUGCCAUUCAGGUAUCAUGGGAGGAGGACACUAUGUGACCUAUGCCAAAAACCCCAACAACAAAUGGUACUGUUACAACGACAGCAGCUGUAAGGAAGUGCACUCGGAGGAGAUGGACACGGACUCUGCCUACAUCCUGUUCUAUGAGCAGAAGGGAGUGGACUUCUCUCAGUUCCUGCCAAAGACUGACGGCAAGAAGAUGGCCGACACCACUAGCAUGGACGAGGACUUUGAGUCUGACUACAAGAAGUACUGUGUCCUGCAGUGAUUUCAUGAUCACACCGUCUUCCACCAACCUACCGGUCAACCCUCAAGGACACAAUGCUUCUUCAGCCGGUCUCAACUGGGCUCCCAGGAAGCACAAAAUGGUGUCUUUUGGCCGAGUCAUCACAAACUGAACCACUUGGAUGCCGGAGCAAUUGUCAUGUUUUCGGAUACCGCAAGAUACCCCCCGUGUUGUUUUGUCAAGAGAACAACAUUGAAGACCCAUUUUUUUUUUUAAAGCACUAAGCUGUUGCACAUUGAGCCUGAGGAAACCCUCCCUCUCCUCUGUGUGUGUGUGUGUGUGUGUGUGUGUGUGUGUGUGUGUGUGUGUGUGUGUGUGUGUGUGUGUGUGUGUGUGUGUGUGUGUGUGUGUGUGUGUGUUAUAUUGUCAACGCAUGAGCUGAUAUUGCUUCCUUGUUGCGCAUAUUUGUCCCCUGCAGCCAUCAAAACAUGUCCACAUACCUACAUAAUGUCUGUCUCUAUAACUCACUAUAGUGAAACGGUAGAGAUUAAUUAUACUAAUAUUAUUUAAUCGAUAAAAAGUUUUUUUUUAUUUUCCUUCUUCAGUAACGAUACUGUUUAUUAUUUUUUUUAAACAACUCCUAAUGCUACCUCACUGCAUUUCAUUGGCCAAUUGGGAACGGUCAAAUAUUUUUGACAGUAUUAAAACCUCACCCACUUCCUCCUUUUGAUGUCCGCGCACGCACACACACACACACACACACACACACACACACACACACACACACACUUUGAAAAAAUAAUAAUCUCCCUUUAUGAAGAAAGAUUCCACCAAAUUGAGGGGUUUGACCUUAAUUUGACCCCUUGCCAAGCAACUUCCUAUAACAAAAAAAGUGCAAUUGCUGAUCAGCGUACCCACGACAUCGAAUGACUUUAGGGGCGUUCACUGUAGUCAUUUUAACUCGCAAGCUUGAGUUUAAAUCUAGGUUAUGUUGUGGACAGGUGCCAUAGAGGAUGUUUCAAAAAUAAUAUAUAAAUAUGUAUAUUUGUAUUGUUUUCUCUUUCUCCAAAUACUUAUUUUAUAGAGUUAUUUUUAUCAUUGCAAUUAUUUGUAUGUAUGUACAUUUUUUUGUUAAUUUAAGAGUUGUUCUCAUCUCUGGUGUUUGUCUACAGUACGUUGUAGGGAGCCACUCUUGAGAUUGUAAAUGAAUAGGGCCACAUGACACCCUAUUCCCUAGUGCACUACUUUUGACCAGGGCCCAUAGGGUUCUGGUCAGAAAUAGUGCACUACUGAACGGGUACCUUCACAAAGUAUUCAUACCCCUUGACUUAUUCCACAUUUU
Messenger RNA from Oncorhynchus mykiss (rainbow trout), 6315 nucleotides. Its product is annotated as ubiquitin carboxyl-terminal hydrolase 32. Gene Ontology annotation, molecular function: calcium ion binding; cysteine-type deubiquitinase activity. The record is from RefSeq and is a predicted model, not a curated record. Gene Ontology annotation, cellular component: Golgi apparatus. Gene Ontology annotation, biological process: protein deubiquitination. Lineage: Eukaryota; Metazoa; Chordata; Actinopteri; Salmoniformes; Salmonidae.